Molecule: messenger RNA, 1496 nt
Organism: Chara braunii
Lineage: Eukaryota; Viridiplantae; Streptophyta; Charophyceae; Charales; Characeae
Source: the annotation of a GenBank genome assembly
GCGAGUUUUGGAAAUUUGUCACAAAGAUUUCUGCCCCAAAGGGCAAUAUGAGCACUUGCAAAUUUGUGCAGCACACACUUUGCUUUCACUAGUGGGAGGACCCUACUGCAAUAACCCAUUCCAUAUGUCUCGUAGAAAUCUGAGGGCCGACCUGGCCGCCCUCAGCCAGGCCAAAAACGAGGUCACUGAGAAGACAACAAAGAGACUCAAGAUAGAAAAAAAAACAAACGAGGUGCUACCAAGACUAAAUAUUAAGUCUGCAGAGGUCAAUAAAGAAAAUGACAAAGAUGGACCAGUUGAUGGACCACAUGAACAUGAACUCCGUAAAGAUGGAGGUGAUGAAAAUGAACACAGCGGAGAUGGACGUGCAGAAGGUGCUCAAGAAAAUGACAAAGACAGACCCGUUGAUGCACCACAUGAAUGUGGACUCCAUAAAGAUGGAGGUGAUGAAAAUAAACACGAUGGAGAUGGACCUGGACAAGCUGCUCAAGAACAUCUGCACAACGGAGUUUUUGAAAUUGACGAGGAAAGUCAAGAUGCAGGCCUGUGGGAGGAGGUUGUAGCAAUUGCAUCAGAGGCAGAAAAAGCAUUGGAGACAUGCUUAAACACUUUGAACGAAAACACCCUUUCUCUGGCUUCGAGUACGUAGUACUGGAUGUGAUGUUCUUUUUGACAAGGUACAUGCAAAUGGGUGAACACGAGAGAAACUCUUAUGAGUUGAUUGACCCUAUCGGCAACCACAUCAUGCGCAAUAGGGGAAAGGUCUCGUCAUAUGACAAAUUGUUUGUGGAGAAGAGUCAACGACCGGGACUAUUUAUAGAUUUGGCUGUCUAUAAAAGCAAACAAUUAAUGAGAUUGCCUUUCCCUACUAAGCAAUGACUCUCCUCGUUCCUCAGGCCCACUGGUCGAUUUGGAACUCCCGAGUUUAUGGUGAGUUUGUACGGAUGAAAGCCAGAUCUUAUAAAAGGUGCCUCCUUGCUUACAAAACUUGCAGUAACAGAAGAUGACUUCUGUCUUGUGACUACUACAACUUCAAAGAAAGAGUGAAACACACGAAAUAAUGGUAAAAAACAGGUUACAAAAAAGAUUAAAGGUGCCCCCCUUUUUGUGAAGAUUACAAGUUCAUGUGCAUUGUAUAUCUAGGCAAUCUCAGGGUGCCCCCUGCUCAGCACGCGAAUGCAACCCCAGGGCCAAGGCCGCCUAGGGGGCAUGCCUGAGGUUAAUUCCCAUUCGGCUACUCAGGUGUGUAUCCAGGCACAGCUGGAUCGUCUGGGUUCCAGACUCACCCGACCAUGUCGCCCGACCAGGUGAGUCUUUGUGAAAAAGGUAGGCUGCCAGAGUGGCCCGGGAUCACUUGCCUGGCCGGACCGAGAAAUAUUCUAAAUAUUUAAAAAUAUAUAUGUUUUUUUCUUCCUUUUUUUGGGUAAAGAAUUUCAAUGCGACCCUGAGGGAAAAGUUGUUUUUAAUUAAUUUUUUGAUAAAGUGUAGUUUUUUUC